Messenger RNA from Cephus cinctus (wheat stem sawfly), 2901 nucleotides. RefSeq lists its product as uncharacterized. Lineage: Eukaryota; Metazoa; Arthropoda; Insecta; Hymenoptera; Cephidae. The transcript is spliced from 10 exons. The record is from RefSeq and is a predicted model, not a curated record. The coding region runs from base 1349 to 2884 and encodes 511 amino acids.
ACACUACACUGUCAUUUUCUAUAUAGGUAUCAGCUAAUCAUGAUCAAGGAAUAUAUGAUUCUUUGGUAAACAACUUCCUUUAUUUUUGAGACCUCCAUGAAGGACCGGAUCGUACUAUUCAAUAAUUAAUACAUUCGUUAUUAUCUUUUAUUACAAAUCAACGCUUUUCUAGAAUAUACCAACACCUAGUGCCUUUUACCAAUUACCCUUUGGAUCUGGUCAACCUAUACUUGAUUGGCAGCAGUUCACCUGGUUCCUGACAUAUACUUAUAUCUGGAUACGUUGCUGAGCCAGAUUUCACGCGGAAAAUGCGGCUGGGCUUACGACAGGGAUCACAUUACCAUCGUGAAACAACCACACACAUAUUUAUACAUUUAAUGCAUUAGAAUACAGACAUAGAUGCACGUGCUGCAGUCUGCUUGAGCAUUCUGCAUCUUGGAAUAUAGUAAUACAAUUAAUAACAAGCUAAUGAUCUCGUGCCGUUACGUAUACGUAUAAGAAAAUAAGUGAUGUACAUAUGUCACGUGGGCACUUACAGAACGAAGGAAAAAAAUUGCAAAAUCCCCGAAGGUCGACGUGUGAACUUUACAAGUGGAAUAAAACAGUCAUACGGGUUGCUACAUUGAUUGAUUCUUUAUAAUUGGUACAAGCUACUGUAUGGCAGAUUUGAUUUGCAUAAAUGUGAGACAGUAUUUAAGUUAUGCUUAUUGUUAAGUCACUCUACUUCUUACGUUUGAGUUAAUUUUCUUAUUAGCAAUUUCUUACUCGUGUGAUAAAGGAAAUUCUAUGCAAGGAGAUCUGAGAGGAGUCACAGCAUCCCAUUUGAGUUGGAAGAUGAUUAAAAAGUGAGAGUAAAUCUGGAAUCCAAUGGCGAAUAAAUUAUUUGUCAAUAAAAGAGACUGAAGAGAGGAACGUGGGAGAGAGAGAGAGAGAGGGAAAGGAACUUGAAUUAAUCCAGCAGUGGGAUAUCUGGAAAAGUUUAAUGAAAAUGUAUGUAUGUAUAUAUAUAUAUAUAUAUAUAUGCUAGACUGGACCACGUACGUUCUCCAGAUCUUAGCUGGAGUGCAACUUGCACCUGAACCAAUCGGGACCAAGUAGCACGAGGUAAUCUACAGCGGCCGAAUGUAAUACCCUACUGCAAUAAUUCAACCCGUGUACUUUAGCUUGGUGCAAUCAUUAUCCCAUGGAGUUUUUAUCUUUUGGUUCUCUUUCUCUUUCUCUCUAGGGAGUCUCCUUUUAUUCGACUUUCAUUGAUUUCUUUUAUUUAACACUGCAGAGUUCAGGCCCCUCUAUCGACUUCAACAACUUCAAUACAUUCUGAGUUCAACUUCGUCUCGGGAUAGACAGCAUGUCAGCUCUACUGGUGCGUGCGUGCCUCGCGGCGGCGCUCGCGAGAACUAUUCUUGGCGCGUUACCUCCUUAUAUCAAGCCGUGCAAGAGGACAGAUCCAGAUAUAGAUAUAUGCGUUGCUAAUUCCAUUGAAUCGUUAAGAGGAAAACUUGCUGAAGGAAUCCCUGAACUUGGCGCGCCGCCAAUUGAACCUUUGUACCUUGACCAGGUCAGAUUACUCAGAGGGCCGUCAGGAGCUAGACUGGAUGUUAAUCUCACAGACAUCAAGGUAGCUGGACCUUCGACCUUUAAGGUACGUGAUCUGAAGGUCAACGUUGACGACAUUUUGUUCACAUUCAAAGUGAGCUUUGACAGACUUAGCUUUCGUGGAAAGUAUCAAAUAGACGCCAGAGUCCUUCUUCUCAGACUUUCUGGAAACGGCGAUCUAACAGGGAACUUCACUGGUUACGACUCGGAUGUUAUCUUGACAGCAAAAAAGGUUUAUAGGAAUAAUGGAGAGUACCUGGAUUUUGAACGUAUGAAGUUGGCUAUUAAAAUUGGCACAGCCAGUGUCUAUCUGAAUAAUUUAUUUGGUGGUGAUCCAAUUCUUGGUGCUGCCAGCAAUCAGGUACUGAAUGCAAACAGUGCAUUAUUCGUUGAGGAACUGAGACCAGUCCUCGAAUCCUCAUUGGCUGAUCUCUUCACUGACGUCGCUAACAAGAUCACAAGAUCAUUUACGUAUGACGAAUUAUUCCCAGUUUUGAUGAAUACAUUUUUUUUUGAGCAACUCCUCAGUACAAUGACAGCCAUGAAGCUUGUGCCAGUCCUGGUCCUGUUCCUGGUCAGUAGAUCGAGAUCAACAUCGGAUAUCCCAAGCUUUCUUAAAAUAUGUCAUCGCAAUGAUCCCAACCUGAACGAGUGCAUAAAGCACAGCGUGGAGUCCUUGAAGCCACAUCUCAAGGUUGGCAUUCCAUCCCUUCAUAUUCCACCAUGUGAACCCUUGCACGUACCUCAAGUCGAGAUCAAACAAGCAGCAGGUCCGGUUUCCAUCAGUUCAACUUACACCAACAUCAGAGUACGUGGCGCCACAGAUUUCGUGCUGAAAAGCGUCAAGAUCGACCUGGACAAGGAUCGUGUAAGAUUAAAGUUAUACGUCCCGCGUCUGGAGAUGACGUCAAAUUACACAAUGGAGGGAAAGAUAUUAAUGUUACCAAUAACCGGUAAGGGCCUCGCUUAUGGUAAUUACACAGACAUAGACGCCGUCGUGACGACCCAGAACGAGCAUUACCAGGAUCGGAAGACUGGGAAGACACACUCCAGGGUGACCGAUUUCUACGUGGACUUUGACGUUGGUCAUGCCAGCGUCCAGUUGGAGAAUUUAUUCAACGGCGACGAGACGCUCGCCGACGCCAUGAAUCUCUUCUUGAACGACAACUGGAAGACUGUGGCAGCUGAGAUAAAACCAGCUCUGGAGGAUACGGUUGCUGAACUCUUCAAGAACUUCUCGAACAAGAUUUACUCCAAGUAUCCACUAGAAACAUUAUUACCGGAAUAAGUAAAAGAAACAUGUAA